CUCGGAUAUUGCUUCCGGGCCGUAAGCACACACACACACACAUACACACACACUCUCUCUCUCUCUCUAUUCCUCUCAACCCGCAAUAGCAUGGGAAUUAAGGGCCUGACGCGGCUGAUAUCGGACAAUGCGCCUGAGGCCAUCACGUAUAAGAAGAUCGGGGCCUACCAAGGCCGCCGUAUUGCUAUCGACGCCUCGAUGUCCAUCUAUCAGUUCAUGAUUGCGGUUCGUCCGGGCAUGGACGGAAUGAUGCUGACGGAUGCAUCCGGUGCCGAGACAUCGCAUCUUGUGGGCCUGCUGUACCGCACGAUUCGGCUGAUGAUGAUGGGUAUCAAGCCGCUGUACGUGUUUGACGGCAAGCCGCCCGAGAUGAAGUCCGAGGAGCUGGUGAAGCGGCGCGAGGCGCGGGCAAAGGCCGAGGCUGAGCUGCUCAAGGCAACCAAGGCCGACGACGCCGAAGCGAUCGAAAAGUUCUCGAAGCGGACGCUGCGGGUGACCAAGGAGCACAUGGCCGAGUGCCAGCGGCUGCUCACACUCAUGGGCGUGCCGUGGAUUGAGGCGCCGUCCGAGGCUGAGGCCCAGUGCGCGGCGCUGGCCAAGGCUGGAAAGGUCUUUGCUGCCGGCUCGGAAGAUACCGACACACUCACCUUUGGGUCACCGAUUCUGCUGCGCAACUUGACGGCGUCUGCGGCGCGCAAGCUCGACAUCAUGGAGCUGGACCUUGAGCGCGCGCUCCAGGGUCUCGGGCUUACCAUGGCGCAGUUCAUUGACGUCUGCAUCCUGUGUGGCUGCGACUACUGUGACUCGAUCCGCGGCAUCGGCCCGGUCCGCGCCCUGCAGUUCAUUAAGCAGUACGGAUCUAUCGAGGGCAUGCUCGAGAAGAUCGACACGACAAAGUACGUUGUGCCCGACAACUGGAACUUUGCCGUCGCCCGCCGCCUCUUUACGGACCCGGACGUGAUGCCGGCCGACCAGGUCGACCUCAAGGCCAACGCCGAGGCUGGCCUUGACGAGACCGGCCUCAUGCAGUAUCUUGUCGAGGAGAAGGGCUUUGACACCGUCCGCAUCUCCCGCGCGGUCCAGAAGAUCAAGGACAUCCGCAAGAAGGCAAAAGGCUCGCAGACCCACCUCGACUCGUUCUUUGGCCGCCCUACCGUCAUCGUCAACCAGAACCGCAAGCGCAAGGCCAUCGCCGACGCCAAGGCCAAGCGUGCUGGAAAGAAGCGCAAGGGCAACGGCAAGCCGCGUAGGUAGUGCCCCACCGCUUACAUAACACCUACCCGCUCCUCACACA
Thecamonas trahens ATCC 50062 is the source of this 1294-nucleotide messenger RNA. Its product is annotated as flap structure specific endonuclease 1. NCBI's taxonomy places the organism in Eukaryota, Apusomonadida, Apusomonadidae. Bases 91 to 1254 code for a protein of 387 amino acids. The transcript is spliced from 2 exons. The record is from RefSeq and is a predicted model, not a curated record. Gene Ontology annotation, molecular function: DNA binding; 5'-flap endonuclease activity; 5'-3' exonuclease activity.